ACAUCUACUGAUUUCUACUAUUCUAAUCUUUGUACUAGUGUGCCGUGAAAAUUGCUACGUCAAAUUGUGACAUCAAAUAUUUAUACCUACAAUCUACAAUCUACAUCCUAACUUCAAAUUUGUUACUUGACGUGUUGAUUGAGGGACGGACGUUUCCUAAAAUAAUUACUAAGUUAUAGAAAAUGGAUUAUUUUAAAGUGAAAAAAAAUAAGGUGCUAUUAUGUAUUUUACUGUUAUUUGUGCUACACGAUGGACAAACAUUAGCAGAUACUUUUAUAUAUGAUGUACAACCUAUAAGACCUGGAGUGAAAGGGGCCAUAGAUCUAGUUCUUAUUGAGCAUGACAGAUAUCGCCGUGAUGCACCUAUCCCUGAACACCUUGGAAAUGUGAAUUCUACUUAUUUGACCAUUAAUACUACCACUACGGCCACUGUGGCAAACACUACAUUAGCAUCUACAACAGAGACAGUACCAGAAGUUAAUAAAACAACUGAACAACCAGCACAUACUGCAGUUGUUACUGUCACACCGCCAUUAUCUAGUUUUAAUGUUAGUGCCGACGAUGAUAUUAGUGACAUAUUCAAAGAAACUCCAGAGACAAUCAAGGCCAAAGAAAAUUUAUCAAAUUUGACUUUCGAUAGCCAUAGUUUUUACAACAGUACGUUUCUGGGAAAUGUUGAGCUGUUCAAUGAGCUUUGGAGUAAUAUUACGAAGGACAAGGCGGAAGUACACGAUAUCCUGAGCCACUCGCAUCGCCGUGCUACUACUAUACGCUUAAGUUUUGACUUUCCGUUCUACGGGCACAAUGUGACAAAUAUAACAGUGGCCACUGGUGGGUUCAUUUACAUUGGGGAGCAUGUCCACAACUGGCUAGCGGCCACGCAGUACAUAGCGCCCCUUAUGGCUAACUUCGACACUACACUUUCAAACGACAGCUUGGUGAAGCACUUUGACGAUGGUGAAAAGUUUAUUGUGUUUUGGGAAAACGUAACGCUUCAAGAAGACCCAAACAAAAAGUUUACGUUUGCAGUCAUAUUGUAUAAAAAUGGAGAUAUAACAUUCGCAUACAAGGAUAUACCAACGCCGGUUCAAUCCAUAAACGACAAUGAGCACCCAGUUAAGGUUGGAAUUAGUGACGCCUACCUCACCGACAGAAACUUCUUGCAUCUAAGGCGCAAAACAAUCUAUGAGUACCAUCGCGUUUCGUUCAAGAACUACGAAAUAGCGAACAAAACAAUCCUGAAACUGAUCGCUUUACCAACCUGCCUUCAAUACGAUACGUGCGAGAGUUGCGUGAACCACGACACCAACUUCAACUGUUCUUGGUGCGAGGUACUACAAAAGUGCUCAAGUAGAACCGAUAAACAUAAACAAGACUGGAUAUUGAGACAUUGUGACCAGAAUGCGUCAACCCAAGAGAGCACGUGCCCUGCUCCCGGCACACGCUUGGCUGUUCCCACUGACACCGACAACACGGCCUAUACGACUGACACGCACAACGGGACAAAUAUGACUGACAACGUCGUCAAAGCCAAGACAAACGCUAUCAACGCUAAUCUAGACUCAAACACCCACUCUCCAGCUAGUGGUGUGAUUGUUGCCUUCGUGGUUAUCACAAUAGUGUGCAGUCUGGCGGCUUGGGUUUUGUACGCGUUCAAAAAUCCGCACACGCAUAGCGGCCAAUUCCUUAUAAAGUACCGUCCCUCGCAAUGGAGCUGGAGACGAGGUGAGGCAAGAUACACGGCUGCCACCAUACACAUGUAACUGAAUGUAUCGAGCCGUUUUAUACAACUAACAAUUGUUUAAUUAAUGUUCUUCAGAUUUUUUGAUCAAUAUUAUUGCACUUAUACUUAUAAGGUUCUAAAUGUACAAAUUGCGUAGACGAUUAUCACAACCAAAGAGUUUAAUGAUAAAUGGUUAUGGGGCCCACAAGAAAUGAAUUAUAUUUUUACACAUCAUUUUGAAGCGAAGGUAACUUUAACCGUUUUGGUGGACUGCAUAAGCAUAUCAUUAAAAUAUACUCCAAGAUCUACUAUAGAAAUGAGCUGAUUCGGUUCAACCCAUGGAGAAAUUAUGGAGGGACGGCACGGGAAUACAAAUUUUUUGUCUAGCAAUAGAAGCUUUUUAAGCAUACUCUGCGCACUGCGAAGAAUAACUAUAAUGCGAAUAUUUAGUUUUAUCGUUAAUUUAUUCAUUUCAGUUGUCUGUCCCUAAAUAUUUUGUGUCCAUCAUGGGCAUGUGUGACUGUACAUAAUAUACACUAUUUUAUCUACCCACACAUCAUAAGCGUCCGAGAUGUCGUCCAUUCAGGAGCCACAUAUUAUACCACCAUAUUUUAACCGGUAGUGAAAAGUUUUCUGGCAGGUGUUAUAGUUUUUUUUUAAUUCAGAGACAAAGUAGUGUUGGCUCCAACUAUCAUAUCGUUAGAUAUAUUACUUACGUGCAAUAUUUAUCAAAUUUGUUUGCAAAUUGACAUUUCAUUUUGAACUAAAACGUCAUCUCGACUGAUAUUAGAAUAGAUAAUAGAGUUCAAUUCAAAUUUUUCAGAGAUGUUCGAAAUUUGAAUGAAAUAAUAAUAUCGAAAUCAGUGUUAUUUAAUUGCUUAAUAGCAAUAUUAACUUUCUUACAGAUAAGAAAUUUGUUCUAACAAAACAGUCUAUUUUUAUGGUGGUCGUAUUGUGCGGUUAGCACAUCAUGGAGGACUUAUGAUAUUUGUGUAUAUAGGUAACUUUUAAUUGUAAAAUGCUAUUUGUUCGAAAACCUUAAUUACGUUCUAUUCAAAAUUUAAUGUAGAACUGUGCAAUCGAUAUGUUUAUGCAUGAAUAUAUCAAAAUAUUACUAUUAAUACAGGGUUAUUUUCUUAGAGAAAGGGCAUAAAAAGCUUAUUACAAAAAUUUAAAAAUAAUACUCAUUUAUUUAAAAUAAUAUUAUAUCUAUACACUAUCAUAUACUAACCUCGGGUUGGGUGAGAUAUUCUUAGUGUUUGAGUUUCCAUUAUCAUCAAUAUGAUUGAAGAUUGAAAGGGUAUAUUCGUUCUUAGUCCAUCUCUCCACAAUAUCUCCACAGGAACCAACACACUAUCAAUAAUAUUGAUCGAUUUAACUAAACAGUUGCCGUCCGCAUAUCGCCUUAGCACGAAAUUUAUUAAAGUUUUAUAUAGUUCGUACUUUCUUAGCAGAUUUUUCUCAGAAUUCAAAUGUAAUCGAAUCUCGGUUGUUAUAGUAACUAUAUUAGUCGAUACUUAUUUAAUUACGUUCAGUUUGACGCACAUAUGUUGGUCCUCAGGUGGACAGAAAGUUUUAAUUAAAUACAUUUAUUAAAAUAGUAAUGAUUGGUACAUUAGGGCACAUCGUAGAUUUAAUUUGUACUCUUUCAUAUUUUCGAUUUCUUUACCUUAGAUGUAUAACUUAGUUUCUACUUUCAAAGAGCAGCUAUUUUUCUAUUCAAAUUCAGUUUUACAGGGAUAUACUAUAUAAUUUGUUACCAAAUUUAAUCUAUUCCUUCUUUGACGUGGAUAACGUUUGGUGCUAUUUUUAUCUUCACAUUUAACACGAUGAACUUAAACCAUUUAAGCAGAAACACGUAAGACGAUUUAACAGAAAGAAAAUGUUAGAACUUAUUAUUAUGAUUCAUGUUUCAGAAAUUCUUCAUUCUUGUGUUAAAUAAUAAUUCUAUUUUAUAACGUAUAUAUUUUAUUUGGCAAUAUGUAGUUACAACUAACUAAGUUUAGUUUAUAAAAAGACUGGGUCUUUUUAUUGCAAAUGAAUUGACAGUUUUUAUAUGCGUCGUUUUAUAUUUAAUUUAAAUAUGUCUAUACAAAUUAUAGGAAUUAUGUAAUAAUAUUUGUACGAUUAUAUCAGUGGUUAUUUGCCUUAAAUAUUGUAUUAUCUAUUUUCAUUAUCAUAGUUAGUAACGGCUUACUUAUGGGCGGGUUUUUCGUCAAUUUUAAAUCAGAAUAUUUCGCUAGAUAAUUAACUCCUACUUUCAUUUUAAAUUGCAAUAAAAAAUACUAAUUCUCAAAUAGAAUUAAUAAUUAUAAAUUAAUAAAAGUAACUGAUAGGUAGUUUCAGGAAGUUUGUAUAGUUCGUGACAAAAUCCUUGCGUGCUUAGCUCCGUUUGCUUUUCACGUAUAUUUAAUUAAGAUUUUGUGCAACCCGCCCGUUAAUAAGUUAAGUAGAUAGGUUGUAUUUUCUUUUUAAAUUUAAACGAAUUGGACUAAAGUAGCUAAUUAAAAGCUUAAAAACACGAAUUUUAUUCACGCUAGUGCCUACGAGUUUCAUGAGACAUCUAAACACUUCCGUCCAAAAUUGAGACUUACAGUUAUGCAUUUACGAUAUGUUUUAAAUUGAUCAUUCAUGUCAAAUACUCGUUGCCCGGAGUGUCGUAAAACAUUGGUGGGCUAGCGAUUGACGCGACAGAAGGCAUUACGUCAUUACUCAUUAUGUUCACUUAGUUGCGUUUUUUUACGCAACUCGCAAUAGGUGUCCACAUUCCAGAGAUUACAAAUCGGCCAUAUGAUGGCAUAUACACACAUUGAAUGAAUGAUGAAAGUUUGCAAUAUGUGGUUUAUUUGGCUAAUUGUCUUGUGAAACUCUCGAGUGCACCUAGUGCACGAUUAGAUUUGGUUUAGUUAUAAUAGUUAUUAGACCAGUUAUAUCGAAAAACGGUGGAUAGUUUAGAUAUUUUAUUUUGUAAUCAACAGUAAGAGUGAUAUUAUACGUGUAAAAUAUGUUAUGAUAAAGUUGCAAAAUAAAAAUGGUAUUUCACUAA
Leptidea sinapis is the source of this 4769-nucleotide messenger RNA. Its product is annotated as plexin domain-containing protein 2. Bases 183 to 1763 code for a protein of 526 amino acids. Lineage: Eukaryota; Metazoa; Arthropoda; Insecta; Lepidoptera; Pieridae. The transcript is spliced from 12 exons. The record is from RefSeq and is a predicted model, not a curated record.